Molecule: messenger RNA, 1037 nt
Organism: Vicia villosa (hairy vetch)
Lineage: Eukaryota; Viridiplantae; Streptophyta; Magnoliopsida; Fabales; Fabaceae
Product: translation initiation factor IF3-4, chloroplastic-like
Exons: 9
Coding region: 100-885 (261 amino acids)
Biological process (GO): translational initiation; ribosome disassembly
Molecular function (GO): translation initiation factor activity; ribosome binding
Source: RefSeq, a predicted model, not a curated record
AAAAACAGAAAGUAAGAAGAUUGAAGAUAAGAGAUACCAGUACUAACUAAAACUAGAACAUGCGCCAAAGUUGAACCGUGAAAGGUGUGAACUAGCGCCAUGUCUGGCAUUACCACCACCACCGUCCCCGUUAAACUCAAACUCUCCGAUACCAGAAUCUCACCUCUCUUCUCUUCCUCUAUACCUCAUUCCCUCAGUUUCCACUAUUCUCCCUCCCACGCAACCGUCCGUUACGGUCUUACCCUCCGCACUUCCGCCUACGGUAACUUCAGAAGACAACCGCCUAACAAAGACCCCGACGAGGAUGAACAGGCUCUUGACCUCUCCAAAAUUAGGUCGAAUACCGUUAGGCUUAUUGAUCAGAAUCAGAAUAUGGUUGGAGUUGUGUCUCUUGAUCAGGCAAUUCGAACGGCUGAAGAUGCCGAACUCGACUUGGUAAUAGUAUCCGCGGCGGCAGAUCCUCCUGUUGUUAAAAUAAUGGAUUACAGUAAAUAUAGAUAUGAAAUGCAGAAGAAGAAAAGAGAUCAGCAGAAGAAAAGUGCUGCUGGUCGGAUGGAUUUGAAGGAGCUCAAAAUGGGAUACAACAUAGAUCAACAUGAUUAUUCUGUACGUAUGAAAGCUGCACGGAAAUUUUUGGCCGAUGGUGACAAGGUUAAGAUCAUAGUAAACCUUAAAGGGCGUGAAAAAGAAUUCAGGAAUAAUGCUAUUGAGCUUAUUAAACGUUUUCAGAACGAUAUUGGGAAGCUUGCAACAGAGGAGGCCAAAAACUUCCGUGACAGGAACAUCUUCAUACUUUUGGCUCCAAAUAAAGCUGAAGUGCAGAAACCUCAAGAAACACCAAAUAAAGCAGCGGAAAAUGAAGUAUCUGUCGGUGUCGAAGCAUAAUUGAAAAAAAAUUCCACGGGGGAUUCUAGUUGUAGAAGGAUGGAUUGUGAGUAACUGAUAUUGCUCUGUUUUGAAAUUUUUUAUUGUUGUACGUAUAGCAUGCAUAUAAUUCAUGUGAUAAUAGUAUAUAGUUCAUUAGAAGUUUAAUUAUA